Polychytrium aggregatum is the source of this 1008-nucleotide messenger RNA. RefSeq names its product Glyoxalase/Bleomycin resistance protein/Dihydroxybiphenyl dioxygenase. The transcript has a single exon. NCBI's taxonomy places the organism in Eukaryota, Fungi, Chytridiomycota, Chytridiomycetes, Polychytriales. Bases 245 to 811 code for a protein of 188 amino acids. The record is from RefSeq and is a predicted model, not a curated record.
GCCUUUUAUUCACGGCCCGUCUGCGUGAAAAAAAGCGCGUGUGGCACAGGCGCUUAGUCAACGUGGCGCAGUCCGUGACGUCAGCACUGUGGCAGUCCAGACCAGGAGCGAUCCCGUCACACCCUUGCACCACCAGGUCGGCCCGAUCUCGCAUCUCACCCACAUCUCACCCGCCGAUCGCCCGCUGAUCGCAUCGAUCCGGUCGCAGCAAGCCCGCUCAGCAUCCCAGGUCUCCCUGUCCGCCAUGGAGCUCUGUCGGAUCUGGACCACCCCCGACGAGCUCCAGCGUUAUCUCGUCAAGGAGGUGCCCGCCUUUAUUGCCACGAUCGAGACUCGGAUCACCCCGCUGGUGCCUGAACUUCCGUCGCUGUUUCUGGACCAUGUCUGCCUGCGCACCUCAACACCACAAGAGUAUACCAGGCUCGUCUGGGACCUGCUGCCUCCCAUCGCCACUCUGCUGGUCGAAUCCAUCGUCGGGGGACGCAGCAUUGCCACCUUCAAGCUGAAGACUGCCAUCUUGGCUGGCGAGCGGCUUGUCGAUGUCAUCGAGAUCCCAGCGCCAAAGGCCGGGUCCGCAUAUUCCUCUGGCCUUGAACACGCCGAGUUUGUGGUUCCAGGCAGCUUGGACGACUUUGUGCAUUCACGCCAUCCCGAUCUGGUCUGGGACCUUGGCGGAUACCGCAAGACAUUCAACCGCGAGGCUCGACUUGCCAUCGGGGCUGCAGACGGGCGGGCUGCAUUUUCGGUCAAGUUUCAUGAGAUGCCCCUGGAAACGGUCAUCGAGAUCGAGAAGCGCCAAGGACCACCCUGAACAGACGAAUCUAUUUGGCUUGCGACAGGGUGAUACCGAGUCAGCGAUCGGGCCCGCCCACACUCGCGCUCGGUUCACUCGGCUCACUCGGCUCAUUCGGCUCACUCGGUCGUUGCCUCUCCCAUCACAUCAUGCAUCCAUAUCGCCCCAUGGGUUGGCAGAUCCGCCCCCCUCCCCCUCAAUCUGUCGACAGUUUU